AUGACAAAUAAUAUAGGUGAAUUACUUGAAGAAUGGUAUGAAGAUGAGGGGCUAGAAGAUGUACAAAUCGACAUAUCAAUGCUAGAAAAUGAUGAUUAUCAAGGUGACAACACAAACAAUGAAGGAAUUCAUGGCAGUGCUACUGGUGCUCAUCAACAUGGUUUUGGAGUUAGGAAUUCGCGUCGCAAUUUGCAAAAACGUGCAUGUCCAUUUGUGUUAAAGAUUUAUGAAAUGCUUGCUGAUAUUCAGUUCAAUCCCUUGAUUUCUUGGAAUGGUAAUGGUACCAGCUUCAUUAUCCAUGAUUGUCAUAAAUUUGCUGCUAAAGUUCUCCCCCGCUUUUUCCGCCAUAACAAUAUCUCUAGCUUCGUCUGCCAACUCAACUGUUAUGGAUUCAGGAAAAUAAGUUGGGACAAAUUUGAGUUUCAGCAUGAAUGUUUCCAGAGAGGAAAAGGGCAGUGGUUGAAGAAUAUCAAGAGAAAGGGUAGUAAAAAGUCCGAGAUGAAUCAGCAGCCACAAGAGCAAGGCAUUGAUGAAACGCAGCUAGACAUACUAGAGAAAGAGAUGGAAGAUAAUACUAAGCAAGCUCGGAACCAUGUGUCAUCCAAGAAAGCCAAAAUUCUCAAGUAUUUGUUGGGCCCUUUGUUUGAGUGUAUAGGAGAGGUUGGUAGCAGUGAAGUUGCACAGGGACUCCAGGAGGAAGAGAAACAGGGUGAUGACAUAGAAGAUGGUGUUGAAAAUCGAGGCCAAAAAAGGAAAAAGCAAGUUGAAGAAGAAUUGCAGGGAAAGAAUGAAGGAAGCAAGAAGAUUGCAGCAGCAGGUGUUUCAGAUUUUAGAUCUGAUUCGGAUUUGAGGAAGAUGCUUAUGGAUGAGAUGGACAUGAACAAUUUGGCUCAAGAGCAACCUGAUAAUUUCCUGGAGUCGGAGGAACAGGCCGAAGGUCCAUCUUUUUGGAUUGAUUAUGUGGAAAAGCUAGAUCACAAGCCUAUCCUCUCUGGAGUUGGCCCUGCCGUCUCACAGUCACAGGAAAACCACAUUUCCAAGCUAUUUCAU
Messenger RNA from Nicotiana tabacum (common tobacco), 1050 nucleotides. The record is from RefSeq and is a predicted model, not a curated record. Lineage: Eukaryota; Viridiplantae; Streptophyta; Magnoliopsida; Solanales; Solanaceae.